AUGCGCAAACCCAUCUGUACCAUGAUGAUCUACUUAAAGCAACCCGUUGGCCCAUUACAAAUACUUAUUUGCCAACAUGCUUUGAGAUUUAGUCGAUACGCUCUGAAUUUCUCCAGAAAGCCAACACGAAAACAGAAGAUUUACGAGCAGGGCCUCCAGUCUCAGUCCAAUAUCGCUCAGAUAGACCAUCAUUUCUCCAUCUUCAAUGAAACCGUCACCAAAGUGGUGGACGUGGGCUAUGUGCCUGGAAGUUGGCUUGAAUACGCAAAACUUAAGCUCCUGAAAGUCCACCAUGUUGACCCAGAUGUCAUCAACACAAAGUGCACCUUGAUAGGAACAGAUAUCAUAUGUGGAAGUCCAAUACCAGGUACCAUCACCACUCAAGGCAACAUCUACUCCCAGAGUGUACAUGAUAAUGUGAUUUCAUUACUAAAGGAGGCAGCUUUCCGUCGCUGGAACCCUUCUGCAGACGGCAAUUCUCCAGAUACAGAUAACUCAUACUUGCUGAAAGAGCUUCAGGAAACACAUCUAGAGGCGGAACUCGAUGGACUUGCGGCCGCAUUCAACGAGUUUUCGUUGGACGAUAAAGAGGGAAUGAAGAAGCUACUAGGUCCCAAGCUGUACCAGGCAGACGUGAUCAUGUCCGACUUGGCCACACCAUUUCUCCAGAAUGCUGGCUUCUUCAAUAAUACAUACGCUAGACCAUAUAUUCGGUCCAGCACCAACGAGGCUCUUCGGCAGCCAACCACCAAUUCGCAGAAGGCUUCUAUUGACUUGGCUGAGGCUGCACUACUAUUAUGUUUCGACGCACUUGUGAAAAAUGGGACUUUCGUGACCAGAUUGGCCCAGGUGGACUUUGCUGAUCCAGAGAUAGAGCUAUUUCAAUCUCGACUUGAAAAGGUAUUCAAGCAGGUGGAGAGAUGGAGUCCACGAGAAAAGAUAUACUCUGAGACUUCACAUGUUGAUGAUCUCUACUUCAUUAGUAAAUUCAAAAGGGAUUACUCUAUCGAUAAGUAUGCAGUGUUUGGGGUAUCUACUAAGUAA
Messenger RNA from Sungouiella intermedia, 1044 nucleotides. Lineage: Eukaryota; Fungi; Ascomycota; Pichiomycetes; Serinales; Metschnikowiaceae. The record is from the annotation of a GenBank genome assembly.